Molecule: messenger RNA, 1254 nt
Organism: Cyprinodon variegatus (sheepshead minnow)
Lineage: Eukaryota; Metazoa; Chordata; Actinopteri; Cyprinodontiformes; Cyprinodontidae
Product: creatine kinase U-type, mitochondrial-like
Exons: 9
Coding region: 1-1245 (414 amino acids)
Biological process (GO): phosphocreatine biosynthetic process
Cellular component (GO): mitochondrion
Molecular function (GO): creatine kinase activity
Source: RefSeq, a predicted model, not a curated record
AUGGCAAACUCUUUCACCCGCAUGAUCACCGGCCGCAACACAGCCAUGAUAAUGGCCAUGGGAGCAGGCACUUUGGCAUCUACAUUUUUCCUCAGUGAUAACACUGCUGCAGCUGAAAGGAGGAGGUUUUAUCCCCCCAGUGCUGAUUAUCCAGACCUAAGAAAGCACAACAACUGCAUGGCUUCAGCCAUGACCCCAACCAUUUAUGCCCGCCUGAGGGACAAGGUAACACCCAACAACUGGACCCUGGACCAGUGCAUCCAGACAGGGGUGGACAACCCAGGGCACCCCUUCAUUAAGACUGUUGGCAUGGUGGCUGGGGAUGAAGAAAGCUACGAGGUUUUUGCUGAGCUCUUUGACCCUGUCAUUAAGGACAGACAUAAUGGAUACGAUCCUCACACAAUGAAGCACCCCACUGAUCUGGAUGCUUCUAAGAUCACCUCAGGAGUGUUUGAUGAGCGCUACGUGUUGUCAUCUCGUGUGCGCACUGGACGCAGCAUUCGUGGACUGAGCCUUCCACCUGCAUGCACACGGUCUGAGCGCCGUGAGGUGGAGCGUGUGGUUGUCACAGCUCUUUCUGGCCUGAAAGAAGACUUAGCUGGUCGAUACUACAGCCUGGGGGAGAUGACUGAUGCAGAGCAACAGCGACUAAUAGAUGAGCACUUCCUGUUUGAUAAACCUGUAUCACCGUUGCUCACUGCAGCAGGGAUGGCCAGAGACUGGCCUGAUGCUCGUGGUAUCUGGCACAACAAUGAGAAAAAUUUCUUGAUCUGGAUUAAUGAGGAGGAUCACACCAGGAUCAUAUCCAUGGAGAAGGGAGGAAAUAUGAAGCGAGUGUUUGAAAGGUUUUGCAGAGGCCUUAAACAGGUGGAGCAUCUUAUUCAAGAGAGAGGAUGGGAGUUCAUGUGGAACGAACGUUUGGGAUACAUCCUGACCUGCCCUUCUAACCUCGGCACGGGGCUCAGGGCUGGUGUGCACAUUCGCCUGCCACUUCUCAGCAAGGACGCCCGCUUUAAAAAAAUCCUUGAGAAUCUGAGACUACAGAAGCGAGGAACAGGGGGAGUGGACACUGCUGCCACUGGAGACACCUUCGACAUCUCCAACCUCGACCGUCUGGGAAAAUCAGAGGUCGAGCUGGUACAGUUAGUAAUUGAUGGCGUCAACUACCUUAUUGAGUGUGAGAAGAGACUUGAGAGAGGUCAGGACAUCAAGAUCCCUUCCCCAAUCUCUCAGUUCAGGAAGUAAACAUCUCCC